UUUAUAUUGUGCAGUGUGUUAAAUCAAAUCAAGCAGGAACUAAGAGCCGAAACAUAUCAGUCAUUUCCUCAUUACUGAGGGUUGUGGGUUGUGUUUCUCUGAACUGUUUGACCUGACACAGUUUUUUUUUUUUUUCACACAAAUGAGCAUAAAGUGAAUAUCAGCUGAGACGUUUCCUGCACAGAGGAUUUCAUCUGAACGACCUUUAUUUCAGCUGCACAGUAAAGGAAGACGGUUACAGAGGCACAAUGUCUUUGGGACGAAACUCCAGCAAUGAUACCUGUGAGAUUGAUGAUAGAGACCUGUCACUCUUCUUGCCCAUCAGCUACAGCAUCAUUUGCUGUUUUGGGCUCCUCAGCAACACCUUCAGCAUCUUUGUUUUCUUCGUGCGACGCCAUGGCGAUAGCUCCAUGGCGGUGUAUAUGCGUCACCUGACGCUGGCUGACUCGCUCUUGGUCAUGAGUUUGCCCCUGAGGAUCUACUACCAUAACAAGCAGGGCCCUUUCUUUCUGUGUAAAGUGGUGGGUGUUUUCUUCUACAUUAACAUGUAUGCCAGCAUCUCCUUCCUCAGUCUGAUCAGCCUGGACCGCUACCUGAAGAUCGUUAAGCCUGUCUGGGUCUUUCGGGUACAGAAGGUGCUGUGGAGCCGCAUAGCCAGCUUCAUCAUCUGGGCGGUUCUUUUCUUAGGAACCGGCAUGUUUUUUGUUAGUAACAAGCAUAAACACCCGUGUGACAAGAUCUGCUUCCAUUUUCACACUAAAGGGCUGUUAGCCAGCAGCGUCAACCUGUCUGUUGUGGCGCUCUUUUUUGGCUUGUUCCUUGUGUUCCUGGUUUUCUACGCUAAGAUUGCGUUAAAGCUCAAAACCGUAGAGAUAGGAAAAAGUGACCCGAAUUCACCGAACCAGAAGAAGAGACUGGUUCUGAAAACGUUCCUGGUGCCCGUGAUAUUCACGCUGUGCUUCCUGCCGUACCAUUUGGUCCGAGUGCCGUACGUUCUGGCUCAGAUGGACGUGAUCAAGGAAGUAGAUAGUAAGCAGCUGUUACACAUCUGGAAUGAAAGCACCCUGCUUCUAUCAGCGCUAAACAGCUGCCUGGACCCAAUCAUUUACUACUUCCUGUCCAGCAUAUACAGGAAGACGAUCCUAUGUGCCAUCCAGGGCAAGUUUAAAACCACGUAUGACCUGAACAGGAGACGGAUCAGUAUUAAUCGAUCCAUUACGGAAAUUUAGCUCAACGGACUUAAGGAAAUGUUUGUGAUAUUUCUGAUCUGUACAAUAUUUUAUUUUAAAUCCUGAUAUGUUUUUAGAGCAGGUAGAUUAUAUAAGUUAUGUAGAGGUUAUAUAGAUAUAACUUAUGGACUUAUGGACCUUUCCCUGUGAUUCAGACCUGACCUUUUUCUCUCGAGGUUCUGAUGACGUUUAGAUUUGACAUUUUUAAAAAUGCUUUUGUGCUAAAUUCUGCACUUUGUAGCGCUGUUGUAGUCUGUAAAUCUGUUGUGAUGAAAAUGAUCAGUAGGGUCGUGAUGACUGCAGCAUUAUCAUCAAAAACCUCUUCUUGGGAAUUUACUGUACCACAGAAUGUGACAUGCUUCAUCUUUCAGUUUUUGUUUUUUCCUGUGGAUGAACAAGAGUCGAGCAGGUGUUCAGUCGACAGUCAUAUUAAUGUACAUUACUGUACAAAUGUGUAUAUAGACCUAUUUAUAGAUUUAUAGUAAUAUAUCAUGUUAUUGUAUAUUUGUUAUAUUCUGAUUGUUUUUUUAUGUUCUA
Molecule: messenger RNA, 1766 nt
Organism: Tachysurus vachellii
Lineage: Eukaryota; Metazoa; Chordata; Actinopteri; Siluriformes; Bagridae
Gene: gpr34l
Product: G protein-coupled receptor 34 like
Exons: 2
Coding region: 249-1229 (326 amino acids)
Biological process (GO): G protein-coupled receptor signaling pathway
Cellular component (GO): membrane
Molecular function (GO): G protein-coupled purinergic nucleotide receptor activity
Source: RefSeq, a predicted model, not a curated record